AUGGGUAAAUCUCGUGGUUACAGAUCCGGUACUAGAUACGCCUUCCAAAGAGACUUCAAGAAGAGAGGUACUAUUCCUCUCUCCACCUACUUGAAGACCUACAAGGUUGGUGACAUUGUGGACAUCAAGGCCAACGGUUCUAUCCAAAAGGGUAUGCCACACAAGUACUACCACGGUAAGACUGGUAUUGUUUACAACAUCACCAAGUCUUCUGUUGGUGUUAUCAUCAACAAGAUUGUUGGUAACCGUUACAUCGAGAAGCGUGUUAACUUGAGAGUUGAGCACGUUAAGCACUCCAAGUGUCGUCAAGAGUUCUUGGACCGUGUUAAAUCUAACGCUGCUAAGAGAGUUGAGGCCAAGGCUAAGGGUGAGGCUGUCCAAUUGAAGAGACAACCAGCUAAGCCAAGAGAGGCUAGAGUUAUCUCCACCGAGGGUAACAUCCCACAAACUUUGGCUCCAGUUCCAUACGAGACCUUCAUUUAA
This is a messenger RNA of Williopsis jadinii, 483 nucleotides long. RefSeq names its product 60S ribosomal protein eL21. Gene Ontology annotation, molecular function: structural constituent of ribosome. The transcript is spliced from 2 exons. Gene Ontology annotation, biological process: translation. The record is from RefSeq and is a predicted model, not a curated record. Bases 1 to 483 code for a protein of 160 amino acids. NCBI's taxonomy places the organism in Eukaryota, Fungi, Ascomycota, Saccharomycetes, Phaffomycetales, Wickerhamomycetaceae. Gene Ontology annotation, cellular component: ribosome; cytosolic large ribosomal subunit.